AUGGACGACACUUCAGUUAACCCCGCCUCAGUUUCUGAGGCUGCCCAGUCCAUGACUGGCUCAGAUGCUGCAGACCUAUCGCACGCCGGUUCUGGUAAUUUGCCCCCUCUCGCCAUCAAUGAAAGCUGUAAAGUUGAGAAUGCCACCGGAUCUGAUAACCCUCUUGAUGCCCCAGCCUCUCCCAAGCCGCAGAAUGGCGACGCCGAGCCAGAGGAUGAGGAAAUGGGAGGCACUGAAACCGACACCAAACGCGAUACAGAAGGAUUAGAGGAUGCCGCCGGAGAGUCGCAAGCUCCCGCCGAUGCUUCUGAGGGCUUGGAGGAUGCAGUUGGUGAAGAUCAGGCCGCACCAACCAAGGCCUCCCUUGAAGUCUCCGCCCGCGAUCACCUUGUGACUCAAACCCACGCUAUCAUCCUUCCCAGUUAUGCCAAUUGGUUUGACAUGAACACCAUCAACCAAAUUGAGAAGAACGCUCUCACCGAAUUUUUCAAUGGCCGCAAUCGCAGCAAGACCCCAGCUACAUACAAGGACUACCGUGACUUCAUGAUCAACUCCUACCGAUUGAACCCUAUUGAAUAUCUGAGUGUCACUGCUUGCCGACGUAACCUGUCUGGUGAUGUCUGUGCGAUCAUGCGUAUUCACUCUGUCCUUGAGCAGUGGGGCUUGAUCAACUACCAGGUUGACCCCCAAACCCGACCUUCUAACAUCGGCCCACCAUUCACCGGCCACUUCCGUGUCAUUGCGGAUACUCCUCGUGGUCUGCAGACCUUCCAACCUGGCCCGAAUCCCAUUGUUACCGCUGGAAAGGCUCUCCCAGCUACCGACCGCGCAGCUUCUUCCACUCCCGCACUUAAGGGCGAACUCAACCUCGACGUUCGUCGUAACAUUUACGACCAGAAGGCUCAGGACAUUCUCGCCAAUGUCGAGAAGCAGACGAACGGCGAGCCGACAAAUGGAAUCGAUGUCCAAGAACCCCGCAAGAAGGUCCACUGCUUCUCUUGCGGUAUUGACUGCACCCGAUCUCGUUUCCACUACACCAAGGCAGCCCCGAUCUCAGCCAACGCGAACACGCCCGACACCAAAUACGACUUAUGCCCCAACUGUUUCCUUGAAGCCCGUAUGCCCUCCAGCCACAGCGCUUCGGACUUUGUCAGAAUCGAGGACAAGACGCACUCACACGCCGCUGACAAGGAUACCCCGUGGUCUGAUUCCGAGCUCCUGUUGCUCUUGGAGGCCCUGGAGAGCUUCGAUGAUAACUGGGACCAAAUUGCCAACCACGUGGGUUCUCGUACCCGCGAGGAGUGCGUCAUGAAAUUCUUGGCGUUGGAGAUCGAAGACAAGUACCUUGAUGAGUUGCCCGAGAUUCGAGCUGCCCCCGGUCGCGAGCCUAUCAGUGCAUCGCAAAACCCCAUUCUGUCUGUUGUCGCAUUCCUAGCCCAAAUGGCAGAGCCUGCCGUUGCUGCUGCUGCUGCUGGCCGAUCCGUUGAUGCCAUUCGCAAGGAGCUCCGUGCUCGGUUGGAGAAGGGCGAUGGCAAGACUCAGGAUUCUGUCAAGGCCGAGGAUUCGAUGGAGGUUGACACUGUUUCUGAGAGCGAACAGCAGGCUGAGAAGGCUAAGGAGUCCGUUUCUACCAUUGCUCUGGCCACCUCAGCCGCCCGUGCCAGUGCUCUUGCAUCACACGAGGAGCGCGAGAUGACCCGACUGGUUGGUACUGCGGUCAACAUUACCAUGCAGAAGUUCGAGAUUAAGUUGCAGCAGUUCAACGAGAUGCAAGAAAUCAUUGAGGCCGAGCGACGUGAGCUGGAACAGGCUCGCCAGCAGCUUUUCUUGGACCGCAUGGCUUUCAAGAAGCGGGUCAAGGAGGCCCAGGAUGCCUUACAGGCUGUCAGUCUGCAGGGCCCCAAUGAGCACACCAACACCAUGCUCGCCAGUGCUGCUACUGCUGGCAUUGGAAACCACUACAGCUUCCAGCCUGUUGGUGGUGAUGCACGAGUUGGUGCUCAGCCUUUGAGCGCCGAGGCUGGCGCUGAUUACAAGACCCUCGAUCUGUAA
Penicillium malachiteum is the source of this 2052-nucleotide messenger RNA. RefSeq lists its product as uncharacterized. Bases 1 to 2052 code for a protein of 683 amino acids. The transcript has 3 exons. The record is from RefSeq and is a predicted model, not a curated record. Gene Ontology annotation, biological process: positive regulation of DNA-templated transcription. Gene Ontology annotation, cellular component: SWI/SNF complex. Lineage: Eukaryota; Fungi; Ascomycota; Eurotiomycetes; Eurotiales; Aspergillaceae. Gene Ontology annotation, molecular function: histone binding; DNA binding.